Oncorhynchus nerka (sockeye salmon) is the source of this 3309-nucleotide messenger RNA. RefSeq names its product pre-mRNA-processing factor 39-like. Gene Ontology annotation, biological process: RNA processing; mRNA 5'-splice site recognition. NCBI's taxonomy places the organism in Eukaryota, Metazoa, Chordata, Actinopteri, Salmoniformes, Salmonidae. Gene Ontology annotation, molecular function: protein binding; pre-mRNA 5'-splice site binding. Gene Ontology annotation, cellular component: commitment complex; U1 snRNP; U2-type prespliceosome. The transcript has 14 exons. The coding region runs from base 37 to 2163 and encodes 708 amino acids. The record is from RefSeq and is a predicted model, not a curated record.
GUACUUGUCGCAUGGAAGUGACGUAUUUUUUUUGUCAUGGCGGCAGAAGGCUCGGAUUCAGAAGACCUGAACACCAACGGGCUAAUGGAGGCUCCUUCAGCUCUGGAAGCCAUGGAGGCUGUCCAACUUCCAACAGAGAAGGAAGAGGCAUCAGAGGAGAAUGGUGGAGGAGGAGCCUCUGAGGCUCCAGAAGCAGCAGCUGCGACAUCAUACAACAUGCCUCUGGCAGAGAAUGAGGAGGAAGAAGACGGAGAGUUCCCUGCGGACUUUGACCGACUCUGGAAGCUGGCCCAUGACAAUCCACAGGACUUCUCUAGCUGGACUGACCUACUGCAGUACUGUGAGCAAGAGAGUCACAUGACAGCGUCACGUCGGGCGCUGGUAGCCUUUCUGGCACGGUACCCACUGUGCUACGGAUACUGGAAGAAGUUUGCUGACCUGGAGCGACGUGCUGGCUACACCAACAAAGCUCAGGAGGUGUGUGUUCAGGGUCUGAAGGCCAUUCCCCUUAGUGUAGAUCUGUGGAUCCACUACAUUAACCUGCUACUGGGCACGCUCAACAUGAACCUGCCAGAGUCCUCUCAGCGCAUUCGCAGUGCAUUUGAGGAGGCGGUGACGGCAGCAGGACUGGACUUCCACUCUGACCGUCUGUGGGAGCUGUACAUCGAGUGGGAGAAGGAGCAGGGAGACAUGAAGGCUGCCACUGGAGUCUACGACAGAGUCCUCAGAGUCCCCACUCAGCUGUACAGCAGCCACUAUGAGAAAUUCAAGACUCAUCUUAAUGCCCAUGCGCCCAAGGACGUCCUCUCAGCAGUGGAGUAUGAGGGGUUGCUUGAGGAAUCUAAACAGAGCCACAAGACUGAGAAGUCUGAGUUGGCUGAGGGGGAAGAGGAGUUACCACCUGGGGAAGAGAAGGAACCUACAGAGGAAGAGCUGAUUCCGAAAAUGCGAGAGCUCCUAUUGGCUCGAAGAGAGAAGGUGUACCAAGACCUGGAGGGAGAGGUCAGGAAGAGGUGGAACUUUGAGGAAGCUAUCAAGCGUCCAUAUUUCCACGUGAAGCCUCUGGACCGGACCCAGCUGAGGGCCUGGCACUCCUACCUGGACUGGGAGCUCACCGAGCUGGGGGGGGGCGGUGAAAAGGAGGUGAAGACCGAGACCGAACCAGAGGCCAUGGAGGGCCAGGAAGAGGAGCAAAAGGAGGAAAAGGAGGGGUCAAAGAGCAGUGAGAUCGUUGCCGGGGGAGACCGGAGGGUACGGAUCCUGUUUGAGCGCUGUCUGAUUGCCUGCGCUCUCUACGAGGAGUUCUGGACCAAGUAUGUUCAGUACCUGGAAUCUCAGAGUCUGGACGAGGCGCGGGGAGUGUUUCGGCGAGCCUGUGAGAUCCACCUGGCCCACAAACACACCAUGCACCUGCAGUGGGCCACCUUCGAGGAGAGGCAUGGUGACCUAACAGAGGCACGGCGAGUGUUGGAGGCUCUGGAAACCUCAGUGCCGGGAUUGGCCAUGGUCCGGCUGCGCAGGGCGGGGCUAGAGAGACGGGCGGGCCGGCUAGAUGAAUCAGAAGCUCUGCUCAGGGACGCGGUGGCCCAGGCCAAAGAGACACCUCACCUCCAUGCGUUCUACUCCAUCAAACUGGCCCGGCUGCUGCUGAAGCUCUGCAAGAACCCUAGCAAGGCCCGGGGAGUCCUGCAGGAGGCGCUGGAGAUUAGCCCGGAUGACGGUAAGCUGCACCUGAACCUGCUGGAGCUGGAGGUGUCCGGUGACCCCAGAGGGUCGGCCGAGGGGGUGCAGCAGUGUGUGACGCGGGCGCUGGCCGCACCCCUCUCCCCACAGACCAAGAUCCUCUUCUCCCAGAGGGGCCUGCAGUACGCUGAGGACUAUGGGACCUCUGUGCAAAGUGUGCUAACAGUCUAUGAGGAGCAUCAGAAGCUACUGAAAGAGCUCGGCAACAAGAAGAGAGUGGCUGAGAACGGAGACAGUGAGGACCCAGAGAAGAUGAGUAAAGGAGAAGAUGGCUCUGCUGUGCCUGCUCCACCACAAGCCCCUCCCACAAUGCCCCAUGUCCCCAUGACGACGCCACCUCCACCCAUGAUGGGUGGGGACAUGAGUACGGUUCAUGCAGGCUAUGGAGGAUAUGGAAGCUGGCAUCAGGGACUGAUUUAGACCUGGGACACCAGGUGGGUGCAAUUAUCAGGUAGAACAGAAAACCAGAAGUAGUCCGAACCUCGUAGGGUAAGAUCUGAAUACCCCUGCACUAAAAUGUUGUUUAGAGAGCGGGUGUUCCUUCACUUGCCCUUUUUUAAAGUGUUCUUCUCUUUCAGCAACCACAGUAUGGGGGAUACGGAGGCUACCAGCAAGCCUGGAACUACAAUCAGGGUUACUACCCUCCCAGCUAAGGGUGAAGAGAACUCCUGUGACACACCAACUGACAGCAGGGGUUACCAGAGAUGAUUCAGCAUUGACGACCCAGUGUUCACAUGUUUAAACUCCAUGGAUGCACCCCAAAUGGCACAUUAUGCCCUAUAUAGUGCACUACCUUUGACAAGGGCCCAUAGAGCUCUGGUCAAAAGUAGUGAACUUUGUAGGGAAUAGGGUGCAAACUCAUAUCUUUUAUCAGGAACAGGGGUGGGACCUGUGACGUCUACUACUCGUUUGGUCUUUGAAAAUGUGCUCUUGUACAUUGUUUUAAUGAUAAACUAUUUUUGUAUUCUCUUCUACAUGCAGCCCCUUUCAUUUUAAGCAAAACAGUCUCUCCAUACCUCCUGUAUUAUUGUCAUUCCAGAAGUAUAGGCUAGUCAUUUUUUCUAAUGUACAUAAUGGUGUUUUAUAGUUGUGAAGUUAAAGCGCUUUUCAUUAACGAGCAGGUUAAGAUCAAUCUAUUGUGUCCUUCAUUCAAGUUUCUGUCCAUUCGAGUCCUCCAGUGUCGUCGUCCUCCAGACAGAAGAUAGGGAAGCCAUGUUGUAUGCAGGUGUACCAGUGCCUCUGGACUCAGAGGUUAAGUAAAGAAUAAUAACUGAAUAGGUACGCUGUGCUGUACCUAGUGGACAUGUCUAAAACCAACAGCAUCAGUCAUGUUUGGUCAAACUUCAGAGUAGAAAACUGUUAAAUGUUUGGCUAAAUCCACCACACAACUUUAGCCUUUUUUAAAUCACUCAGUUUUUUAAAUACCAUUCCAUUUCUGUUGUGUUUUAGUGCAUCCAAUCCAUUGUACUCAAAAAAGGCAUGCACAAAUACACUGAAAAUGUAUGACAAUGUAACUUUUAAUCUUCACUUUUACAUUGUUCAAUAAAACAUUUGAGUGAAGCACAA